This is a messenger RNA of Phyllopteryx taeniolatus (common seadragon), 1579 nucleotides long. RefSeq names its product replication factor C (activator 1) 2 (gene rfc2). NCBI's taxonomy places the organism in Eukaryota, Metazoa, Chordata, Actinopteri, Syngnathiformes, Syngnathidae. Gene Ontology annotation, cellular component: nucleus; DNA replication factor C complex. The record is from RefSeq and is a predicted model, not a curated record. Gene Ontology annotation, molecular function: DNA clamp loader activity; DNA binding; ATP hydrolysis activity. Gene Ontology annotation, biological process: DNA-templated DNA replication; DNA repair. The transcript is spliced from 7 exons. The coding region runs from base 384 to 1460 and encodes 358 amino acids.
CGACGAGCUCGUUCACAUUGGUGACGUCGUGUGUUGUGAUUGAAGUAUCGCGAGAUCGACAGACUGGCGAUUCUUGACUAUCACGAGAUUUGCUGCAACAGCUAGAAGACAAGAGCCAAGAACAGCAAACCCCAUCCAUCCAUCCAUUUUCUGAGGUGCUUCUCAUCACUAGGGUCGCGGGCGUGCUGGAGCCUAUCCCAGGCCUUUUUAGCGUUUCGCAUCUACGGCAGUGGUGGUGACGUCGUCCUGUUCUGAUCCAAAUAUCGCGAGACUUGCGAUGGUUAACUUGACGGAUGCGACUUCAGGCAAUUGAGAAUACAUGCUACGUACAGUUUCCGGAGCGGGAACGAAGGUUGUUGUAGCAGCGGCGGCUAGUGGCCAACAUGGCCGACAUGGAGAUGACGGAGACGCCAGGUGAGAAGAAGUCAGCCGCAAAAGGUGCACACAGGACGGACGCGGAAGCCGGGGAGGGCAGCACUACGAGCACCGACUCCUACGAGCUGCCCUGGGUGGAGAAGUACAGGCCGCAGAAGCUGAGAGACAUUGUGGGCAACGUGGACACUGUGAGCCGCCUGGAGGUGUUCGCCCGGGAGGGAAACGUCCCCAACAUCAUCAUAGCAGGUCCCCCCGGAACCGGAAAGACCACCAGCAUCCUGUGUUUGUCCCGAGCGCUGCUUGGCGCCUCCAUGAAGGACGCCGUGCUGGAGCUCAAUGCAUCAAACGACAGGGGUAUUGACGUGGUGAGGAACAAGAUCAAGAUGUUCGCACAGCAGAAAGUGACGCUGCCCAAAGGACGACACAAGAUCAUCAUCUUGGACGAAGCUGACAGUAUGACUGACGGCGCUCAGCAGGCAUUGAGGAGGAUCAUGGAGAUCUACUCCAAGACGACGCGCUUCGCCCUGGCCUGCAACGCCUCCGAUAAGAUCAUCGAACCCAUCCAGUCGCGCUGCGCCGUUCUGCGCUACUCCAAACUGACCGACGGCCAGAUCCUGGCGCGGCUGCAGGAUGUGGUGGAGAAGGAGCGGCUGUCAGUGUCCGACGACGGCCUGGAGGCGGUCAUCUUCACCGCACAGGGGGACAUGCGGCAGGCGCUGAACAACCUGCAAUCCACCAAUUCGGGCUUCGGUCACAUCAACAGCGAAAACGUGUUCAAGGUGUGCGACGAACCGCACCCCUUGCUGGUGAAAGGCAUGUUGGGACACUGCGUGGACGGAAACGUGGACGAGGCGUACAAGGUGGUGGAGCAGCUGUGGGCGCUGGGCUACUCGCCGCAGGACAUCAUCGGGAACAUCUUCAGAGUAUGCAAGACCUACCAGAUGGCCGAGUAUCUCAAAUUGGAGUUCAUCAAGGAGAUCGGUUACACACACAUGCGCAUCGUGGAGGGCGUCAGCUCGCUGCUGCAGAUGGCGGGACUGGUGGCUCGUCUUUGCAGUAAGACGGCGCCUCCUGCUGCCAGCUAGUGGCACUGAGGACAUCAAACCAGACCACCUGGAAUAAAUCACUUGACUUUAUCACGAUGUGCAUCAUUUUGUAGCCUUCCAGAAUUAAAACUCCACCUGGAAUAAAUCACUUGACUUUA